This is a messenger RNA of Prionailurus viverrinus (fishing cat), 825 nucleotides long. It is a transcript of the gene RIT2, whose product is annotated as Ras like without CAAX 2. Gene Ontology annotation, molecular function: GTPase activity; calmodulin binding; GTP binding. Gene Ontology annotation, biological process: positive regulation of neuron projection development; Ras protein signal transduction. Lineage: Eukaryota; Metazoa; Chordata; Mammalia; Carnivora; Felidae. Gene Ontology annotation, cellular component: plasma membrane. The record is from RefSeq and is a predicted model, not a curated record. The transcript has 5 exons. The coding region runs from base 1 to 654 and encodes 217 amino acids.
AUGGAGGUAGAAAGCGAAGCCAGCUGCUCCCCCAGCCGCGCAUCAGGCGGGUCCAGAGAGUACAAGGUGGUAAUGCUGGGAGCUGGGGGAGUUGGUAAAAGCGCAAUGACAAUGCAGUUUAUUAGUCAUCAGUUUCCUGAUUAUCAUGACCCCACUAUUGAAGAUGCUUAUAAGACCCAGGUUAGAAUUGACAAUGAGCCAGCUUAUUUGGACAUUUUGGACACUGCUGGUCAGGCAGAAUUCACAGCCAUGCGGGAGCAGUAUAUGCGAGGUGGAGAGGGAUUCAUCAUCUGUUACUCUGUCACUGACCGCCAGUCAUUCCAGGAAGCUGCCAAGUUUAAAGAGCUCAUUUUUCAAGUCCGCCGCACCUAUGAAAUUCCCUUGGUGCUGGUGGGUAACAAAAUUGACCUAGAACAGUUCCGCCAGGUAUCUACAGAAGAAGGCUUGAGUCUGGCCAGGGAAUAUAACUGUGCUUUUUUUGAGACUUCUGCAGCCCUCAGAUUCUGCAUUGAUGACGCCUUUCACGGUCUAGUGAGGGAAAUCCGCAAGAAAGAGUCCAUGCCAUCCUUGAUGGAAAAGAAACUGAAGAGAAAAGACAGCCUAUGGAAGAAGUUAAAAGGCUCAUUGAAGAAGAAGAAAGAAAGCACGACAUGAUAUCCUUGCUUCUAACUCCCUUAUUCUCUUUCUGAAUUUUAUCAGUUGGACAAUUCCAUGUGUUGCAUUUGGCUUCAAUAUUUUCUGUCUCUCUCUCUCUCCUUCUCUUUAAAUAUCUGCCUAUAGGUAAAAGCAAGAUCUGCAUAACUGUACCUCUUGAGAUAGUUUUGU